Microdochium trichocladiopsis is the source of this 423-nucleotide messenger RNA. RefSeq lists its product as uncharacterized. The transcript has a single exon. The record is from RefSeq and is a predicted model, not a curated record. NCBI's taxonomy places the organism in Eukaryota, Fungi, Ascomycota, Sordariomycetes, Xylariales, Microdochiaceae. The coding region runs from base 5 to 226 and encodes 73 amino acids.
GGGGAUGAUGGCGCGGAGUUCCAAGGAUGGGGACGGGGAGGGAUAUGUCGUGUACAUGAAGAAGCAAAGAGUGUACGGCGCGGAAGACUAUGACUGGGGCGCGAUACUCGAGGUCGCGAAGAGGAUCGAGGGAACGGGGGCUGCUGAGACGACUGAGGGAAAGGCUCCAAGCACGCCCCAAGAAAUCACUGGAGAGGCGAUUCAAGGAGCAAAUCAGGUCUCUUGAACACUAGCGAGACCGACCAAGCCUACGAGCAUGCGCUGAGGAUUAUGAUCAAAGAGUCUUGGCUCCUGCUUGACGGGGAUAAUGGACGACAGACGGCACGCUGCACGCUGCAGAUUUGUGCAGCAAGCGAGGGUAGAUCGGGUUUCUCGAGGCGGUCACAGGCUACUAGCAAAAAUACACACUCCAAUCAUACUCUG